CAUCCAGGUUGGUUCCAUUGUUCCAUUGCAUUACAAUGGAACCAACCUGGAUGAAUGAGAGUCUUCAUAGACAUGUUUUUUCUAACUUUGGGAAGGAUACCCUCCAGCUGGUACGUGAAUUGGAGAAGACAGCUAGGAAAUUGGCGGACUACAAGAACCACCUCAGGUUAAACAUGAGAUGCAGACAAAGCAACGUGAUUCCCAAAAGCCUACAGAUGGGCAAAGGGGUUAAAGGACACAGAGCCGAGAACAUCAUGCACAGAGCCAGAACCCAACUUUUAAAGGACAGAAUCAGACAGACGUAUUUCAUCAUCAACAACCUGGAAGGUAAAAUGAAGAAUCUACAGGACAACUUGGCCACAACUGUUACGGAAGAAGUUCUUGAGAAGAUUGUCGGCUUCACCCGGACAGCACAACUGGCACAACACCACAAAAGCAAGCAACGGCAAAUCAAGAAAUUUCAGAUUCUCACAAACCAACAACAGAUCCUUAAGGACAGGCUCAACAGGGAGAAUAGAGGAAACCACACUAAGGCAGGGAUUGAUAGAGAUAGGUGGAUUAAGAAUAUUUCCGACCGUGAACUGACCCAAACAGAGAAAGAGGUAUUAUCCAAGGGGCUGAAUUUCUCGGUUACACCAAAUCAUAUCCCCGUGGUAGACCUCAUCACAGCCACAGAAACGGCCAUAAAGAGGAACAAUCUGACUGGAAAUCAAGCUGAAGAAUUACGACUCAAAAUUUCGGCGGCACUGUCCAGUGCCAAACCACCACCUUCCAAUCUUUCUUCAGAUGAAAGAAAGGCCUUGACAGCCCUGGAGAAGGACCACAGUAUCAAUAUUUUACCAGCGGAUAAAGGGAGAUGCACUGUGAUCCUGAAUGCGGCGGACUAUGAAGCCAAAGUUACCAACCUACUCAGCGACACCACCACUUAUGAAGCACUUAGAAGAGAUCCAACCAGCGGCAACAAGAAAAAGGUUAUAGACUGCCUACAAAGACUGGAGAGAGAUCAAGUCAUCGGCAAGCCUCUUUAUUACAGACUGUACCCGGGUAAUACCACUCCAUGCAUUUAUGGCCUCCCAAAAAUCCACAAGGAAGGAAUACCACUGAGACCCAUUGUCAGCAGCAUUGACUCAAUAACUUACAACAUGGCUAAACACCUGGCUACUAUUUUGGCCCCUCUAGUUGGCAACACAGAACAUCAUGUUAGGAAUUCACAAGAUUUUGCAAACAAAGUCAAACAUCUUCAGCUGGAUUCUGACGAGACGAUGGUGUCUUACGACGUAACUUCCCUCUUCACCUGCAUUCCCACCACAGAGGCAGUGAUUUCAGUGAGGAAGAGAUUACUACAGGAUUCUCAGCUACAAGACAGAACAAAUCUGACACCAGACCACAUCUGCGAACUGCUGGAAGUGUGCCUCAACUCCACAUAUUUCCAAUUCAGGGGAAACUUCUACAGGCAGAGACAUAGCUGUGCUAUGGGCUCUCCAAUCUCACCUAUUGUGGCCAAUUUGUACAUGGAAGAAGUUGAGAGAAGAGCCCUGGACUCCUUCCCAGGUACAACUCCAAGCCACUGGUUCAGAUAUGUGGACGACACUUGGGUCAAGAUCAAAAGCCAGGAAGUGGAGACUUUCACAGAUCAUAUCAACGCAGUAGACAAGAACAUCAAGUUCACCAGGGAAGACACAAAGGACAACACCCUAGCCUUUCUAGACUGUGCUGUGAUCAUUGGAGAGGACAGACAGCUCCAGGUUGAAGUGUACAGAAAGCCUACUCACACAGAUCAGUACCUGUUAUUUGACUCAAACCACCCUUUACAGCACAAACUAGGCGUCAUCAGGACAUUACAACACAGAGCCCAGGAGGUCCCCACAAGCUCUGACGGAAAGAAGAAGGAAAAGCAACAUAUCCACCAAGCCCUCCGAACCUGUGGAUAUCCCAAGUGGGCAUUCACCAGAUCCCAACAUACAGGAAAACAAGACAAGAAGGAACAAGAGACAAAACGGAACAGUAUUUCAAUUCCAUAUAUCUCAGGCCUGUCUGAAAAACUUAAAAGGAUUUUCAAACAACAUAACAUCCCAGUUCAUCUCAAACCAGUCAAUACCCUCGGACAGAAAGUGGUUCAUCCAAAGGACAAAAUUCCCAGCUACAAACAGAGUAAUGUUGUGUACUCUAUCCACUGCAAAGAGAACUGCAAUGAACAGUAUAUAGGAGAAACCAAACAACCGCUACACAAGCGGCUUUACCAACAUCGCAGAGCCAACCCAAGUGGACCUGAGUCUGCAGUACAUCUCCACCUGAAGGCCACAAACCACUCUUUCGAGGACAGUGAAGUCCGAAUUCUAGCCAGAGAGAGAGGAUGGUUUGAGCGAGGAGUGAAAGAAGCCAUCUUUGUCAAGAAGGAUAAACCUUCUCUUAAUAAGAAUGGUGGU
This is a messenger RNA of Oryzias latipes (Japanese medaka), 2426 nucleotides long. RefSeq lists its product as uncharacterized. Lineage: Eukaryota; Metazoa; Chordata; Actinopteri; Beloniformes; Adrianichthyidae. The record is from RefSeq and is a predicted model, not a curated record.